Messenger RNA from Cinclus cinclus, 15373 nucleotides. It is a transcript of the gene INO80D, whose product is annotated as INO80 complex subunit D. NCBI's taxonomy places the organism in Eukaryota, Metazoa, Chordata, Aves, Passeriformes, Cinclidae. The transcript is spliced from 12 exons. The record is from RefSeq and is a predicted model, not a curated record. Bases 640 to 3729 code for a protein of 1029 amino acids. Gene Ontology annotation, cellular component: nucleus.
UGCCGGCACGUGGGGCCCCGGGCCGGCCCCCGGAGCAGGGAACGAGGGGCAGGGGCUACCCUGGCUGCACCUCCGCUCCCCGGCACAUGCCGGGGCCGGGCUGGGGUCCCGCGGCCACCCCACUGUCCCCGGAGCCGUUAGCGGGACAGGAGCCCCAGCCCGCUGGCACCUCAGCCAGGGGAGGGGAUCGCCUCGGUAGCCCCUAGACGGCAAGGGCUGUGUCUGUCCCCCUCUCAUGUCCCUGUGGGUUGGGGGGUCCUGCUGGGCUGGGGGCUUCUGUGUGAGGUGCUGCUGCCCCCCAGGACUGCAAAUGAAAGGAUCCUUUUUUUCAGGGAAAAGAACGUCUGGUAGUUGUGAAGUGAGUGCACUGGAAGACCCACCAACGCGCUUCACCCCGCACAGGUGUUCUCUAAGGUACUGUGAGGUACAGAUCAGUGAAUCAGCUGAAAUGAAAACUCCUGCUCAAGUUCAUUUGGCGUAGGAAAACAAAAAGAAGCUGUGAAAACCUCAUUUUACAAUCUGCUUCAUCUUGGUUCAUCAUCAUUCCAGGAUAGUGGUGUCCUUGGGGCUCUCUCUUAACACUGACAUGGUACAGAAGAUUUAAAAUCAGCUGAUGUUCACAAGGAAUAGAGUCACGUGAUGUAUGAAGGCAAACACAUACACUUCUCUGAGGUUGACAAUAAGCCCUUGUGCUCAUAUAGCCCCAAACUGUGCAAGCAGAGGCGACUUAACGGCUACGCCUUCUGUAUCAGACACGUUCUGGAGGACAAGACUGCCCCCUUCAAGCAAUGUGAAUAUGUGGCCAAGUACAACAGCCAACGCUGCACCAACCCCAUCCCCAAGUCUGAGGACCGUAGGUACUGCAACAGCCACCUGCAGGUACUUGGCUUUAUACCGAAAAAGGAGAGGAAGAAAAAGAAUGAUCCCAUAGAGGAGGUAAAGGUCAGGCAUCAGAUGGAUGCUAUGGCCUUCAGUCUGACAGUGCCCACCCUGGCCUUGAAGAUGCCCAAUGGACUGGAUGGGAUGUCCCUCUCCCCUCCAGGGGCAAGGCUUCCUCUCCACUACCUGGAGGCAGAAUUAGAAGACCCCUUUGCUUUCAACGAGGAGGAUGAUGACCUAAAGAAAGGGGCAGCAGUGAAGAAAAAGUUGCAGAGCAAGUUGGCUCAAAACCGGCAGCGCCAGAGAGAGACAGAGAUUUUAAAAGUUCGCCAAGAGCACUUUAGCCCCAUUCCUGCACCUUUGCAGCAGCAGCCUCUGCAGCAGCAGCACUCCCAUCUGCCACCUUCAUCAGCGUCGUUAAAGCCGACAGGGCUACCGCAGGGCACAGUCUGCAAGUCACCUCAACCUCUGAACACCAGCCUACCAAUGCAGGGAGUGGCACCCACCACACACACUAUAGCACAAGCGCGGCAGUUGUCCCACAAGAGACCUCUGCCCCUCCUGCCACCCGCCAGGGCUCCUGUCACGGACCCGCCAAGGACUGACCGGGUCCUCAUGAAAGCCACAGCCUUCUCUCCACACUCGUCCUGCGUGAGCCGGCUCCAGAGACUGGUGAAACUGUGCACUCGAAAACAGCAGCUGGACACUGAUCUGUUUCCUCACUUAGGGCUGGAUUGGUCUGAAGACAGUGGAGAAGAGCUGGAGGAUUCAGAGCAAACCUCCCCUUACCAGGUUGCGUGGUCUAUCCGAGAAAGCCUCGGCUAUGAGAGACCUGAGUCCGAUGAUGACAAUGCAGAUGACAGGAGUUCCAGGGUGACCAGACUUUGCACUUACUUUCAGCAGAAAUACAAGCACCUCUGCCGCCUGGAGCGGGCAGAAUCUCGCCAGAAGAAAUGCCGGCACACGCUCCGGAAAGCCUUGCUGCAGGCAGCCAGCAGAGAGCCCGAGCGCGCGGGGCAGCUCCUGCAGGAACUCCGGAGAGCCACGUGUGCUUGUACCAGCACAAGCCAAGCAAGGCAGAGAGAUGCAGAACCAACAACCUGCAGUGGGACUUCAAAGGGAGAGCAGUGCACUAACAAGGCCCUUCCAUUCACCCGGCACUGUUUUCAACAUAUCUUACUGAACCGUUCUCAGCAGCUCUUCUCGAGUUGCACAGCCAAGUUUGCAGAUGGUCAACAGUGCUCUGUGCCAGUUUUUGACAUUACACAUCAGACACCUCUGUGUGAAGAACAUGCCAAAAAAAUGGAUAAUUUCUUGAGAGGGGACAGCUCCCGUAAAGUUCAGCACCAGCAGCAGAGGAAACCCAGGAAAAAAACGAAGCCACCUGCACUUACCAAAAAACACAAGAAGAAGAGAAGGCGAGGCCCACGCCGGCCCCAGAAACCCAUUCCUCCUGCAGUGCCCCAAGGGAACCUCACCAUGCCUGCCAGUGUCUCACUGCCAGUAGAGAUACCCCACAUACGGAGCCCCUCCACACCAGAGCUCAGUGCCGAUGAGCUGCCUGAUGAUAUCGCCAAUGAAAUCACAGACAUUCCACAUGACUUGGAAUUGAAUCAGGAGGACUUCUCUGAUGUCCUGCCACGGCUGCCCGAUGACUUGCAAGAUUUUGAUUUCUUUGAAGGCAAAAACGGAGAUCUUCUUCCGACCACAGAAGAGGCUGAAGAACUGGAACGGGCCCUACAGGCUGUAACUUCCCUUGAGUGCCUGAGUACCAUUGGAGUACUUACACAGACAGAUGGUGUGCCAGUUCAGGAGCUGUCAGAUAGAGCGAUAGGGGUGUUCUCUACAGGUGCUGGAGCUCCAGGAAUGCAGUCCUUGAGUCGAGAGGUUAACACGGAUCUGGGGGAGCUGUUGAAUGGGCGUAUAGUACAUGAUAAUUUCUCCGGUCUGGAGCUGGAUGAGAACUUGCUCCGUUCUGCUACCUUGUCCAACCCACCUACGCCCCUGGCAGGGCAGAUCCAGGGGCAGUUCUCAGCCCCAGCCAACGUUGGCCUUACUUCUGCCACUCUCAUAAGCCAGAGUGGCCUUGGGGAGAGAGCCUUCCCGGGACAGUUUCAUGGACUUCAUGAUGGCAGCCAUGCCUCCCAGAGGCCCCAUCCUGCCCAGCUGCUGAGCAAGGCAGAUGACCUGAUCACCUCACGACAGCAAUACAGCAGUGACCAUUCACACUCCUCACCCCAUGGAAGCCAUUAUGAUAGUGAGCAUGUGCCGUCUCCCUACAGUGACCAUAUCACAUCCCCUCACACCACAUCCUUUUCUGGUGAUAACUUGGCAGCUACCUUCUCAGCAGAGAUGCCCAUGAUGGCACAGCACUUGCUCCCAACUCAGCUGGAUGUGCCACUUAGCGGGGUGGUCAACCCCAGAACUCACUGGGGAAAUCUUCCUGUCAAUCUUGGGGACCCCUCUCCGUUUAGCAACCUUCUUGGUGCAGAUGGACACCUCCUGUCCACCUCCCUGUCCACACCACCUACCACCUCGCACUCAGAGACCACACAGCCUGCCUUCGCCACUGUGACCCCCAACAGCUCCAGUGUGCUUCCGGGGUUACCGCAGACCAGUUUCAGUGGCAUGGGUCCUGCCUCCGCUGAACUCAUGGGCUCCACCUCCCCUAAACAACAGCUCCCUCAGUUCAGCGCAGCCUUUGGGCACCAGCUGAGCUCCCACAGUGGCAUUCCCAAGGACCUGCAGCCCAGCCACAGCUCCAUAGCUCCUCCCACGGGCUUCGCAGUGACCGGUGCCACCGCUACCAGUACCAAUAACGCAUCCGCACCCUUCACCACCUCCAACUGAGCUUGUCUGCCUGGCUCCCUGCAGGUAGAUGGGGGACCCGUGUUUUCUAUCUUUCCUUUUUUCCUUUCUCUUUAUUUCGUCUGUCUUCUCUUCCCUUUUUUUUUUUUUAAGAGGGGGUUGAGAAGAAAACCCCUGCUUCAGUACUGACCAGGGUUAGCCCUCUGUGAACCUUGCUGUAGCAUUCACAUGUGCUUGUUAGGCACUGGUGCUCAUUUAUUGCAGGCAGGUUCACUGUUCCCCAGUAAUUCCUUAAGGACACAGCACAGUUACUGGAUGUGAUAGAUCUUAGCAGUAAGACCUAGAAACGGGAAGAUACCUCAGAUCACUGAUGCAUGUUACUGUUCCCUAGGGUUUGGAUCAGUGCUUGCCAUCCCAUCAGCAUCUGGUAGAAAGUUUUCCAGUGGGCAGAAGUCUCUUGAUUUUUUUUUUUUUAAUUUUCUCCUUUUCCAAAGGUAGCAUCUGGCAUAGAAAACUUGGCUGCACACAUUGAUUUUAGAGUGGUGCACUAAGUCCUAAAUCAAGAUCAUUAUUCAAGGAUGACUUUGGCAAUUUCUUGAAAUGGUCUCUUGACCUCCUGUGUGUGUGUGUGUGCGUGUGUGUGUGUGUUUGGGGUACAGGGAGCAGCAAUUCCUUUUCUUCUUUUGGUGAAGAAGUAGGAGUUGUCCCCUUCCAGAACUGGUCACUGUUUGUACUGCAUGCUGAUUUUUGUUUUUUUUUUAUUAACAUAAUUUGUAAUUCAUUGAAUAGCAAAGGGAUCAGUUGACUGGUUGCCCAUAAAUUUGAAGGCCGAUAUGAAGUUAGCCCAGGAAAAAAAAAAGAUAAAGGUAAACAGAAGGAUUGAAAUAUAGAUCAUGGAUUAGAGAAGAUUCCUGUGACAAAUUCCCUUCCUUGUUGAAUUACUGUGGCCUUGUAGCAUUGAUGAUUUGCCUUUUAAAGUGUGUCUUUGUCCAGAACUCUUCGCCUGACUGGCUGACAGGAAUUUCCCAACUGAAACAGGAAGAAUUAGUUUGCUUUUCUGCCCAUCCACACAAGUCUAGGUCAGACCCAUUGUAAGUUUCAAAUGGGUGCAUUUCUUACAAUGUGUCUAACUAGUGAGACUUUCUUGGACCGUUUAUAAUCCCCUGAGAGCCAUAUAGUUUUUCCAGCACUUGAAGGGUUUGAUGCUCUGUUUGGGAAGCUGAAUGUAUGUAAGGAACUGGCAGGUACCUAUCAGCAAUCAUGGCUAACCAAAAGAGAAUUCACUAAAGCAAAACAGGUAACAAUUCCUUCUGUCUGCAGGAUGGUUUUGUUAGUACUGAUCACCUGCUAAUGACAGUAUUCAUUCUUUGCUAGUAAUUGCAGUUCCUAAAGAAAGGAGUCAGCUAGGUUUUAGAUUUUUAAAAAUAAUUGUUAUUUUUUGGUUUUGUUUUUUAAACCAAGAGGUAAUAGCAGCAGAAUUUCUGAGGUGUUUACUUGCAUCUCCUUAUCAAGAAGGAAUUUGCUUAUGACUCUAUAGGGCUCAAACUUGCUACUGUGCUCUGACUUUGACUGUAAAAGUAGCUCCUGUUUAAUACAAGUCUCUACUGUUCUUGGUUUGUUUUGGAGAUGCAGAUGAGGGAAAAUAGAAAAGUCUACAUUUCAGUCUUGUACUGUAGAUGAUGGGUUUUAUUCUACCUGUAUGUAUUUUAGUCUAUUUCAGGAAAUUAAGAGAACCAAGCACAUGUAAUAGGGAGGCCUAAAAAAAUUCCUGUGCAAAGGAUCACUGAAUGAAUUUAGUUGCUAUAGAAAUUAAUUUCAUUAGCAGUCAGGCACAUACCAAAAUAUCUGACCCAAACCUCUCCUUCCAUCUCCCUAAGGAACAGAGUUUAAAUGGGAUAGGUCUUGUGUCUUCUUACUAUUGUAGCAAUCAUACUAUCCCUCUUUUCUUGAAUUAUCUGUCCUCUUUGACUAUAAGAGUAUGGAUGAUGCAUAUGUCCUUUUCUGAAAUUGCAAGUGUAUGUGGGUGGAAGAAACAAAAAUUAUUUUCAUGCUUCUGUUGUUAUGAAGUCAUUAUUUCAUACUUGGUAAAAUAUAUCCUAAUAAUAUAAGCCGAAUAUUUUGAGUGGUGAUUUAAAUAUGUUUGUAACACUUAAAUGUUUUUAAAUCACAUAAAAAGUUUAAUUGAAGCCUAUGAAAUCCUGCUUGUGAUUGUCCUGCUGAUUGAGGAAUGCCAAGUGAUGUUGUGAAUGAGGCAAAUCUGACAAGGCUUUUAUUUAUUUUUAUAUUAUGUUACCCAUGUUUUGUUGAGGAGACAACUGUUUGAUUUGCAGAUGAUUUUUGUUGUGUUCAUAUACCUUCUUCAAUGUGCUAGCAUGUCUGACUGACAAAGAGUGGAGAACUAGUAUACCAAAUGGUUAAUUCUUUAAUCUGUUUGUGUAUUCAUGUAAUUUUAGAGGGUGUUAAUUUCUAUGUAUUGGUUUCAGGACUUUGUUCUUGAAAUGGUUCUUGUGCCCAUCAAACUUCUAAUGAAGUAAUGAAGCUGCAGCUAGUGCAGAGUAUGUUUGCCCCACAUCAUAUUUCUCUUUCUUAGCAAAUGCUGGGGGGGAAGAGAAGAUAGGAACUGAGAGCCAAGUUCUGCUUGGCUGUGUUGGUAUAAAUUACAGAGGAGCUUUCUGGUCUAAGGUCACAGUGUAACUCAGAACAGAACCCAGCUCCUAAUCUGUGCAUCGAUUUAGAGAGGGAAUUUCAAAAGCUGUCAGAGCUAUGCAGGUCCAUGAUAGCCAUUUGAAAUCAAUGGCCUUUAUGUAUCUGCGUUUCUUUAAAGUAGUUUAGGACAUCAAGUCUCUUCCCUCACUUAGAUUUCAAUUUUUGUAUAUCACUUGAUGGCUCUUCCCUGAAAACUGACUGCGUAACAUUUUUCCGUGAGCAAACUAAGUUUGCAAUAAAGCUGCACUUUCAAAAAUAAACUUCAGUUUGUAUACAAUUGAAAUAGGAAUCCCUCUGUCCUGUCUGCCACAGUGUUCUGAAACGGGCCACCACUCUUGCCUUUUCCUGGUUCACCUCUCAUUUUUUCACUACCACCAAUUUCAUGGUUACAUGGCUACCAAGCAGUUACGGGUCUUGAUCUUAGCUUUACAAGGUGGAUCAUUCCAGGUGGGUUUCUACACCCACACAACCUGUUGACUUCAGUGCAUCAGUGUCUUACUGUUGGAUGUGAGACAUCUAACUGAGAGGUAUGUGUAGUCAGAGAUAUUUCACACCUGUUCCUCUGGGAAAUCCUGCUGGCCUGGUUAAGGUGGUCCUCGAGGCUGUUACUUAUGUGGUUCCCGAGUAGAAUCCAUGCUCCCUCACAAAUGUUUUUGAGUAUCAGCUCUUAUAGCAAUUAGCAUUCUUGUCACCCCUUCACCAAAGAGCCAGUGUAGCAAUUUCAGAUGCUCAAUACCUGUUGUGCCCUUUAUGUGUUGACAAAUGGAAUAAGGUUAGUUGAACCUAAAAGUUAAUUUCUUCACAUAAGGUUGGAGUUCUUAAAGAAUGAGAAAAAUUAGACACAGAAUAGAAUCUAAUUUACAUAAUUCUGGCAAUAAUAGCACCUCAAUUCGUCUCUGUACCAAAGUACUUAACACAAGAUGAAUUUUGGCAGUGUACAGAGGCAUAUCAUGAAUAGCUUCAUGCUCUCCUGGUGCAUAAGGCAUUCUUUUAGAUAUGCUUUGGCAUUUCCUUUCACUUAGGAAGACCUUACACCUGCUUUGAGGGGAACCAUAUGCACUUAGAUACCUCAAAGUUGAUUUGUUCUUUGGCUUCAUAAUUAUGAAUCAAGAACUUUGUUUCCUCCUGCCUUCCAGUUCCUCCAGGUUCUUGCUUAGAUCCCUUCUUGUUUAGUAGCAUGCUUCUCUCUAUGGCUGAGUAUAAAGGCUUUAAUUUGAUAAUGCUGAGAGGUAGCACAGUUGCAGGUCAGCCUCAGGCACUGUGGAGAAAAUGGCAACAGCUAGAUUUCCAACUGGAAAUGGGGAUUUGCAGUUCUCUGUUGGAAAGCAUUGAAAACCUCGAGAAGCUUAUCGCCUGCUAGGCAAAAAUCAGAGAAAAUAAAUUGUCAGAGAGUAAUUGUACCUAAUAGCAAAGAGAAGCCAAGGGAAGUCACUUUUUUUUUUUUUUUAAUAAAAGGAAGAUGAGUAUUGAAAAAUUAGGAUGUUCUGUUGUGAGCUGCCACUGGCUUUAGGGGCGUGGCCAAGGCAAAAGACCUAGGACUGAACCUGCAAACCAGUAGCCAAAUUCAUUAUGAAGCUUUGUCUUCUGUAACCACAUCUAAAUGCAAUCUGGGAUUGAGUCUACUUGCCGAGAGAGUUCUGCAAAGCUGUACAAUAAACACUGGGCAGUUUUCUUCCCUGAGAAGCUGGCCCUGGUGGCUACCUACGCUGCUUCUGAGCUCCAGCUGCUCCCUGAGCUCCUGCAGCCUCCUUGCUGCUGCGUGUCCCUGCUGGCAUUGUCAGGCUUCCAAGGGUAUUUCUCCCUGUCUUUGUGCUGCAGUGAGCUAAAUCCACUCGUGAAUUCUCCCAACAGUAUGAGCCCUUAGGGCUGCGAGGAGGGAAACAUCUUUAGAAGAGCCGGCUACCUGCAGUUAACCUUUCAAGACUUGCAGGGUGCAGGAUGGUGGCAGGAGGUGCUUUCAGCUGACAAUAGAGAAGUUACCUGCAGUGGUCUUCAGCAGUGAGACAUUUAUGUGGCUGGCCAGGCAGAGCAUCCCUGGUGGAACUUUUUUCCUGGGGUAUUUUUUCUUUUGUAUUUUUGCAUGUGAAGGAGUCUCCUGGGCAGACCUCUUGCAAGGUCCAGUGGUGGCAGAAAUAGUAACUGAAGGAAUAGUUUGGGGUAGUGUUCUGGCUGGAUCUUUAGGUCUUUCUCACCUUCUGAUCACAAGGUCUUUCUGAUAUUUUGGGUAACAUUUAAUGAUGGGGAUUUGUGGGCUACUUCUUGUACCUCCUUUAUUUCCUUCCACUCCAGAUUCUUCAUCGUUCUUGCUUCUAUUUUCCCAUUCUCAGACACUUCUCCAGUGUAAGUUAUGCCAGCUGGUAAGUCUUCUGUGGGUUCUGAGUGAAUCUGACUAAAAUGAAAAGGAGAUUUCUGCAAUUCAUAACAUAUAUUUGGAUGCUAGAAUGACAGUGCAAUAGAUCAAAGUAUUUUUCAGAUCAGUGAGUAGGGAGAUGUUUCACAGCAUGCUAAUACGUCAUGAACUAGAUGCUGAGGGUACAACAUUGAUCAUGGGAGUGCACAUGCUAGCAGUGAAUAUGCAGGCAUUUUUAGCAAGAAUUUACCUUCUCAGAAGUUCCUCUUCUUUUGAGAUGUGUAUCGGUAGAAAGUCACAAAUUAAAAUUUAAAGUACUCUUUCUUAAUACACUCAAGCCCAAAUAACAGUAAGGAGGGUUGGUGACAAAGAUCUGUAUUUGUGUUCUCACUUGAAUCUUCAGCCUCUUUAAAAAAAAAAAACCCAAACAGUAGUGACAAUUUUCCCUUUGCUUCCUGGUGCUUCUUAUGUUUGUCGAGUUCUUUUCUUUCCCCUGUUCUACUCUGCUCCUUCUCUAGCUACUGUGGAAUAAGGUAAUGUAAUGGAAGGAUGAAAGGACAGAGUGAGCAUGGCUGUAAGUUGACAGCAAUGGUUGGAGAAGGCUUUCUUUUAUCUGUCUCCUUGAAGUAUGUGUUGGCAUCUUUUCAGCCUACUCUGGGUCACAGAAUUCGGUCUGGAGAUGAAUAGGAUGAAACUUGGGCUUUUGACCAUAAAACUGUACUUACUUGCUGUAGAAAAAUGCAUUCUUCCUACUCUUCCUCUUGCUAGUCCCCCAAACACACACACAGUGAGAUGUCCAGAGUUACCCGCGUGUUGACCACACAGGUAUGUUGAACUUGGUCCAGAAAUGCUAAUAUUUAACCUGCUUUCUGUCAUUGUCAGCUGGUGCCCACGGAGAUGAACUCCGGAUAGGUAACGUUCCCAGAUAUCCUCUGGAAAACUUUUAACUUUGGUGCAGAUUGCUCUGAUGUAGCUAACUGCAAUGGCAUUGGCUUCUACCUUGGACUGAUUUACCCUGAAAUGACUCUCUAACCUACGUCUUAAACAGUGUAGUUGGUUCUGGUGCAAAUAGAUUAUUUCUGAAGUGAUGGACAUUUUGAUUCUCAUGCAAAAUACUACAUCCUACCAGAAGGGGUUGAACCAGUUUCUCUGAACAGUGAUGACCUUCACUGUACAGUUUUGGGUAUGUCUCAGGGAUUCCUUGUGGAAAUAAGGGCAGUUAAAAAAAAACUAAAAAAAAAAACUAAAAAAAAAAAAAAGGAAAAAAAAGUAAAUAGUUUUAAAAGUAAAUAAUAAUUUAAGGUAGAGCGUCACCUAAGUGAGAGAGCAAGAAGGAGAAAUCUUUGUUCAGUUUUACAGUCAACGGUGUCUGGCUUACGGACUCUUUCUCUUCUCGGGGCUCUCAUCUCAAGUUCAACAUACAGAAUCUUUUUCAUCACGCUCAGCUUUAAACUUUUUAUUUAAAGAUACCCUUCCCCAAUGAGCUUUCAGAAUACUUAUUGUAGAUUUUAAGAGAAAUGGUAUAUUAAUUUAUGCUAUUAACAUCACCUCAUAAAUUAUAAGUUUUAUACUAAAGCUGUAUUGAGUGUAAUGAAUUAUGUUGCAUAUGUGUUUUUAAUAGCUAUAAAAUUAUAUACAAGCUUUUUUGGAAAAACAAACUAGUGAAGCACCUUUUUACACUGGAUCUUUGCCGUGUCAAGGUGUACAGCUAUUCUUUGCUACCUUGCAGAUAUCUAUAUCUAUAUAUAGAUAUAUAUAUAUAAAUAAAAUAAAAUGGUAUCCUGUAUCAACAAGUAUAGAACUCUUUUUAACCCUUAUAUUACUGUUCCUAUAACUCUUUUUAAAUUUUGAGUGUUACAUUCUGCAAUAAUUUAUCUGUGGUUUGUACCUAUGAUUAGAAAUUUAGUUACAGGGUAAAUAGAUCAAAAAAUCCAACUACUGUAGCUGGGAGUUGUGAACCAAGUUUGUAAGACCUUUUUUUUUUUUUUUUUUUUUUUUAAUGUAUUUAUUUCCAGUUAGCUCUGUGAGUUGGAAUUUGAAAAGUUGGAACAUUAGGAAUCUACAGUGUCUUAUUCAGGAAUUUUUCCCCUCCUUUCCUCACAAAGGAAUUCCCACUGUGACUUAUAAAUAGAAUUAGACUGCUUGUGUGCAUGUAUGUAUUAUAUAUACACACAAAAAUAUGCAUUGGGGGGGGAUGUAUGUGCGAUACGAAUGUGUAUAUUGUAUGUAGGUCAUAGUUUUGUAAAGAGAAAAGUAGUCAAGAGGUGAUGGAAUGUAUUGUAGAAAUGUGAUUAUUUAGUAGGGGGUUGUUAUGUCCUCACUGUUGUAUAAAUAACUGAAACUCUCUACUAUAUAAUCUUCUGUUAUAAGGCUAACUCUGAUAUCAUGUCAAUUUUACUGUUUUUCAAAUGAGUUGCUUUGAGCCCUGUUUAAAAUGCCAUGAAAAUACCAAGCUCCCAAAGACAGCCUUUAAAUAAAACAAAUGGGGGAGGAGGAGUGAUGGAAGAAACAAGUUUUUCAGGACAAACUGAAUGGGAAGGUUUGCAUUCAGUGGGGUGGAGAGGCAUGAGAAUUGCUGUAUCUUUGCCAAUUAAUUCCUGAAUCUCCUAUGGUCUGACUUGGAAAAUGUUGUCUAUCAGUGUACUUGUAUUUUCCAAUUAGAUUGUAAGGGGUACUGUUUGUGCAGUGGUUUCCAUUCCAUAAAAGGAUCUUGUCUUCAAAGUAGAUUUUUUUUUUUCUCUUCUGAGGAUAUUUGUGUGUAUCAAUUUUGCCCCAAAAUUGCUGCUGUGGGAUCGCAGAACAAGAUAUGCAUCCAGUCAAGGGGGUUUCAUUUGGGCAUCAAAUUCUAAAUUUGAUUGUGACCACUUACCUUUUUUAUUCAUAAUUGGAGAAGGAAGAUUUUUUUAUGGGAGAUCUCGCUUAAAACUGUGAGAAGUCAGAAACAUUCUUGCAGAUUGACUUACUCUUCCUACUAUUCUAUUUAAGCUGGAGAAAGUAAUUUAAGUGUUAUUUAUUCAUACAGUAUCACUUUUAAGUGUGAUGAUCCUGGUGACUUAAAAAAACCUUUUUAGAAAAACAGAGUUUCUAGUAUUGGACAGAAAUUUGAAAAUUUUUGCUUUUUCUUUUAUAUAUAUAUAUAUAGUUCCCUCUGUAUCAUGUUGUUGAUACUCCCCCAGGCAUCCCUCACCCUUUCCUUCUUCCCACAAUUUGUUUCUGGCACAUCUGCAUACAGGCAAAAGGGUAGGGAGGUGGAAGUUGUCAGAGGCCUUUUCUUCUGCUUAUCUGAUGGUAAUGGGAAUUAGGAGCAUAGAUCUUUAUACCUUUAUGGAGGAAAAUAGACCCAUUUUUGUGUACACCUGUACAGAGAGAUGUAUCUGUAUAUGAGAUAACAGCAGCAUUUUGCUGAAUGUGGACUUGCCCUCGUGACGUACAAUAAAUAUGUAUGAAUACAAUCAAUCUAAAUCUAUACAUACAUGCUACAGAUUGAUAGAUGGAAUAUACCUUGCAUCACACACCUGUGCAUUAGCUGCAACAUGAAUCAGUGUGUGAGCUAAAGAGAGGGACUUUCCACAGAAUGUAUGUGUAACAGGUAAGCACUUGUGCUUAAGACAAGUUGUUUUAAAUGCUUCUGAGGGAUCUGGAUGACUCAGAGACUGAUCUGAGCUUGCCCACCAUUGGUUUGUGUUGCCUCAGCCCUCGAAGUGGAGUUUCCUUGCUAUGUCUCUGCUUUUGUUUUAUAUUUAGUCUUGUUGAGGCCUCUUGCAAGAUGCCAACUUCUUCUGCUUCUCUGCUCCAUUGCCUCCAUUCCAGCUCCUCCUUGUCCCUGCAUUUCUGCAGUUUCUCUUGCUAGCAGUAAUCAGCUUUAAUGGCCCAAUCCAGCUCUGCUUAUGCAUUCUCUUGGUGACUGGAGUGGUAGCUGAAUUUGGCUCUGAGCACCUGUUUGAACUUAUGCAAACUUCCCCAGCUUCAAUUGUGAUUCAGUAGGACUGUGAUUGAUUUACAGAUGAAUACAAACUUUUCAUGGAACCUGAUGCAAAGCUUCCUAGCAUAUUAAAAGGUUAACCCAGCAUUAUAUUUAACUGGUCAAAAUGAGAAAACUGCACCCACCAAAUACUACCUUCCAAUUUUCAACCCUAGGGAGAAAAAAGAAAUUAGAUUUGUGUUUCCUAUGACAUGAGCAGUAAGCAGAAGGCAGCCCUGUGCUCUGUUCUGAGCAAUGGGGUUGUCAUCAAACAUAUCAAAAGAAUCAGUUUGUUACACUUUACCAUAAAAUAUUUUAAAAUAGAGUACAGAGUUGACCAUUAACAUGCUAGCACUUUGCAUCUAAUUGUAUACUGGGUGAUCUUGCGUAUGCAAGUAAAUUAUGGGCUUAAGUGUUUCAUUUUCUGUUUUCUGGCUAAAUGGAGCUUCUAUAUCCUUUUAGCAGAAAGCAGCUGUCAGCAACCUGCUCAGUCACAUUGAAGUGCUGUGUAACUUAGGCUUCAGUUUCAGAGGAGAAUGCUGCUCCAGUUCUGUCAUUGAGCCAUACCGGAUUCCAUGUUUUCAAUAUGGCUAUGACACAAUUUUUCUUGGCCACAAUUCAGCCAUGGAAUUUUGUCUUCCUUGCAUUUCUGUUAGAAGAAGGUAACUGGUGUACUGUUCCAUCUGAGCUUUCAUGCAGUCAUACACGACUUCUAUGAUACAUAUGUUGGGGAGUGUGUAUGGGUAUGUCUGUGUGCUGCGUGUGGAUAAUACAGAUUGAAACACACACGCCUGUUAUGCUAUUUCAAUUUAUGUAUGUGGAGAAUGUACCUGUUGGUUAUCUCCUGAUAUAUACUCAUGCAUACCUAUAUUAAAUAUGUAUAUAGAGUGUAGAUGUCCUGCAUAUACAUAUGUAUAUGUUAUGAAACUUGGUUGGCGAUUUUUUCCACACUUUUAUUUUGCAAAUUGCUGUCCCUUAUUACUUAUUUUCACUGAAGCUGCGUUAUAUAGAAGAAAUGGAGAAAUGUGUUAUCAAAGUUUUAUUUUAAAAAGGAGACUUUUAAUUAUCUAAAGCCAUUUGUAAUUGUCUUUUGAAUUUUUACUGGAAAGGUUGUUAUUUUAAAAAGGAAAAAAAAAAACAAAAGCAAGCAGACAAGCCCUUAUUCCCACCGUCAUUUAAGUGAAAGAAAUGGAAACACAAGUUUCUAAGUAUUUAUUUCCUUCAGGUGUUUCUGAGACAUACAGUAAUUGCAUUCUGCCCCAUCCCCCUUUUGUCCAAUUAUGAUUAAUGAUUCAUGAUUUUCUUUUUCCCUCAUUACUUUCGUAAAUCAUUGUUCACCUCCUACGUUCAAUAGUACUGAUAUCACUAAGGAGAUUUCAUGUCCUUCUGUCCUUUUUAGGAGAAAUACCAGUGCAUCACUAUUAUGUUUCAUUUUAACAUACUUUGUGGAGGAUGGAUGUUUUUAUUGAAGAUGUCUGUAACCCGUCUAACUUAUUUAAUGUGAGAAGCCUUCAUUGGAAUCUAUCGUCUGUUUGUUUCCAACAAGUUCAAGUUUCUGCAACUGUUUUUUCACCAACACGUUAAAUAUUUCCCUUCUUAUUUUAUGCCUGAGGUUUUAAAAUUUGGGUUUAUUUUUUUGGUUUUUUCCCCUCCAAUUCCCAAAAAUGUUUAUCUGCAAGUGGAGCAAAACAGAUGUCAGAAGCUCAACCAAUAUCAUUUUUGCAGCUAAGGGUAAAUAUAUUUAUCCUAGACUUUAUAAAAGAAAGUGGCAGAUGGACAAUCUGAAGUGCUUAGAGGGAAUGCUAUCUCUUUUUAAGGCUGUCUCCGAGAAGUUUGUGUUUGGUGUCAUUUUAAAGGUAGCUUGAUCAUGCUUUGAUAUCAGAAACAGCCUUGUAACAAAGAGCCUCAUACAGUUGUUCGGUCACUAGAGUUUAAAAUGUAAACAAGUUGCAGUGGGAAAGCAAAGGUGAGGCAGUGUAUUUUUGAACCAGUGAAUUGUAGCUUGCAAACGUACCUGAUUUUGAAGUAACUGCAUGGUAGCAAGGAUUAGCAGUCUCUUACACCCCUUCCUUCUUCCCUCCCUUCCCUGACACAUGUGUUCAGCAUACCAUACAUUGGGAAAAAAUAAACAACUUCUCCAGCAACGCUAAUCCACUUAAUGACUGCUUAAAGGGAAGAUACAAACGGGCGCUGCCGCGUCCCGUCUCACGGCAUUAGCUGGAAGCCUGGCUAAUACCACAAACAGCCCAGCCCAGCUCGCUUCUGUGGACGUGUCGCUUUGGGAGAGUGUGGUGCAUGGAGGUGCCCAAGAAGAAGGGUUCCUUCCCUCUGGGUCCCUGGCAGCAAUGGCAACUUGCACCACUGCUUCUAGUGCUGGAGGCUCACGGGACAGCAUUCCAGGGGCGGGGAGGAGAGCUUGUGUUUGUACUUUCCCUUUAAAUAGGAAAGGUUGGCUCACGUGUUCCUCAUACUUCUCAAUGAAUGUACUGUAUUACCAUUUAAAAGAAAAAAAUCAAUUAAAUGAUAAUAGAUUGGUCUCCUUUUGUUAUCUGGUCCUUGUUUAAUUUGUUUAAGGGUUUUUGUAUACAAAAGUUUACAUUUUUAUGUAUAUUUUUCUUGUGUAAAAACUGAUGUAAUAUGUGUAUAAAACACUGUAUGUAUUAUCUGUA